UGAAGAAAAAAGUAUAAGUAAAAGCAGAAGAGAGAAGAGUAAGGGGAAGAAGACAAGUAACUAAAAAUGGCGGUGACGGAAGAAGAGAAGCGAAACGCAACGGUUGAGAUCUCCGGGUUACGUUUCACGUAUCCUGGAAUCGACGGUCAUCCACCUCCGGGAUCGAAACCACUUAUAGAAGAUUUCUCAAUCACGCUCAAUUCAAGCGAUCGUUGUCUCCUCGUCGGAUCUAAUGGCGCCGGGAAAACAACGAUUCUGAAGAUAUUGGGAGGAAAACAUAUGGUGGAGCCUCACAUGGUUAGGGUUCUGGGUCGCUCCGCGUUUCACGAUACCGGAUUGACAUCUUCUGGUGAUCUCUGCUAUCUCGGUGGAGAGAGAACAUUGUUUUCCUCUCUUUUUUUCCAGUGGAGGCGUGAUGUUGCAUUUGCAGGAUUUGAAGUUCCGAUUCAAAUGGAUAUUUCAGCGGAGAAAAUGAUAUUUGGAGUGGCUGGUAUUGAUCCUAAGAGAAGAGAUGAGUUGAUCAAGGUGUUGGAUAUUGAUAUCUCAUGGAGAUUGCACAAGGUAUCAGAUGGCCAAAGAAGACGUGUCCAGAUUUGUAUGGGACUCCUCAAGCCAUUCAAGGUUCUCCUAUUAGAUGAAAUAACUGUUGACCUUGACGUACUCGCAAGAGCCGACCUUUUGCAAUUUCUAAGAAAGGAAUGUGAUGAACGAGGAGCAACCAUAAUCUACGCGACUCAUAUAUUUGAUGGCCUAGAGGAUUGGCCAACACACAUUGUGUAUGUCGCUAACGGGAAAUUGCAGCUAGCAUUGCCAAUGGAGAAAGUGAAGGAGACGAGCAAGAAGUCACUGAUGAGAACAGUUGAGGCUUGGCUCAGGAAAGAAAGAGAUGAAGAGAGGAAGAGAAGAAAAGAGAGGAAAGCAAAUGGGCUUCCGGAAUUUGAAUCACGGGCUGAAGAAAGCCGUGUGACCGGUGAUCCAGCACGAAUGCUUAACAAUGGCUGGGCUGCUGGGAGACUUCACUCUACGGUUAAAGGCGGUGAGGAUAAUUUCGUCUUAAGCUCAAACAGAGUUCUAAGAUAAGUUAUGCAAGGGAAAGGCAGACUCCAUUGGAGCAGCAGAGAAUAAUCAAUUUUUUUUUGUUUUUGUUUUUGUUUUUGUUUUUAACCACGAAUGAUAUUUGCUUCUUCUGUUACUGUAUAACCUAUUGGGUUCUCUGGAAUAUGAAUUUAUAUAAUUUUAAAAAUUUGUAAUGUGAGUGUCUGAGUGAUCAAUAUAGACUGUAAAAUUGUAAGAAGACUCGAGAGACUGUAAAAGUUCAUCACAGUGUCUUAGGCUCU
Camelina sativa (false flax) is the source of this 1337-nucleotide messenger RNA. RefSeq names its product ABC transporter I family member 20. Gene Ontology annotation, molecular function: ATP binding; ATP hydrolysis activity. NCBI's taxonomy places the organism in Eukaryota, Viridiplantae, Streptophyta, Magnoliopsida, Brassicales, Brassicaceae. The record is from RefSeq and is a predicted model, not a curated record.